CACAUCUUCUAAUAUUUAACUUUGUUGAAGUCAUGCUAUAUAUCAAAUGUGCCAUUGUCGUUAGUUGAAAACAAAACCAAAAAAUAAUCAUAUAAAUGUCGCCGACCAGUAGUGAAUUUUCACAAAUAUUUUCUUAACCUCCUCGUAUACACUCAUAGCAUGUAUUUAAUAUCUAUCACACUUAAGACGUUGGUUUUCUCCACAACCCCACUUUUACGUCUCUUCCCUCUCUCCGUCCCAAAUAACCGCCAAUAAACAAUGCUCCGACUAAGCAACGCCGCCGUAAUAACAACCAAUGCAAUCCUCGCAUUGAUCGGCCUCGCCGCUCUAUCUUUCUCCGUCUACGUCUACGUUCAAGGCCCUUCACAGUGUCAACGCUUCGUUCAAAACCCUCUCAUCGUAACCGCGAUCCUCCUCUUCUUCAUCUCUUCCUUAGGCCUUAUCGCUGCUCUCUACGGAAGCCACAUCAUCAUCACUCUCUACCUCUUCUUCCUUUUCCUCUCCAUUCUUCUCCUUCUUGUCCUCUCCGUCUUUAUCUUCCUCGUCACGAAUCCCACCGCCGGAAAAGCGUUUUCCGGCAAAGGAAUAGGCAAUGUUAAGACCGGAGAUCUCCAGAACUGGAUCGGGAACCAUUUCCUUCGUGGGAAGAACUGGGAAGGGAUCACCAAAUGUUUGUCUGAUUCUAGGGUUUGUAAAAGGUUUGGUCCACGUGACGUUGACUUUGACUCCAAACAUCUCUCUAAUGUACAGUUUGGUUGCUGUCGACCUCCCGUAGAAUGUGGGUUCGAAUCAAAGAAUGCCACGUGGUGGGCAGUUCCAGCGACAGCGACUACGGCGAUCACAGGGGAUUGUAAGACAUGGAGUAACACGCAGAGCCAGUUAUGUUACGGGUGCGAGUCGUGUAAGAUUGGAGUUUUAAAAGGGAUAAGAAAAAGAUGGAGGAUACUUCUUGUCGUCAAUCUCCUUCUUAUCCUUCUCGUCGUGUUUCUUUACUCAUGUGGCUGUUGUGUGAGAAAGAACAAUCGUGUUCCAUGGAAGCGCCGGUUCUUUUAAAAACUCCUUCCAUUUCGUUUCCAAAUUAAUUAAUUAAUUCUUCCUAAUUGUUUAUGUUUUUGAAAUAUUUAGUUGAUGUUUGAUGUUUCUUUUAGUGAAGUUGUCCUCAGGUCAUGAAAAUUGGUUUGCAAAUGCAUGGGUUUGGUUAUAUUAAUGUGUGAAUGCAUUGAUGGAAAAGAACCUUCAAAAAUAUAUAUGACAUUUGCAAAAUAGACAAAGACUAUACGAAAAUAUUCUAAGAACAAUUAAUGUUUUCUUUUUAUUUUUUUGGUAGGAAAUUAAUGGUUUAUUGUUUGGUCACAUAUGUGGAUGAGAAAAAUGAGAAAAAGAGAGCUACAUUAAUGUUUUAACACUAAAAGCUGCUUGUGAAGGAGGGAGGAAACACUUAGAGCAAACACAUUGUUUGAAGAUACAUUGUGCGAUUAUACAGUCCGGACAAAUCUGGUGGCAAGUGUUCUCGUCGGUGCAAGGCCCUCCACGUUGUUUUUUGGCAUCUCUCACUUCUUGACUAACUCUCGUUCUUCUUUCCGAUGCUUUAGCUACCCACAAACCUAGGACAUUUAUUCAUCUUAACAUUUAUCAAUAUUGUUUAAGGGUAUACGAUAAAUCGACUAGAAGUCUAUAACAACAUUGUAAUACUAGAAUCACGAGGGUUUAAAAGUUAUAAAACACACACACAUACAGAUGAAAAUGUGAUGUAUUUAUAAGUUGACAAAUGGACUCACAUG
Molecule: messenger RNA, 1781 nt
Organism: Arabidopsis lyrata subsp. lyrata
Lineage: Eukaryota; Viridiplantae; Streptophyta; Magnoliopsida; Brassicales; Brassicaceae
Product: tetraspanin-12
Exons: 2
Coding region: 259-1053 (264 amino acids)
Biological process (GO): auxin-activated signaling pathway
Cellular component (GO): plasma membrane; plasmodesma
Source: RefSeq, a predicted model, not a curated record